This is a messenger RNA of Lycium barbarum (goji berry), 390 nucleotides long. RefSeq lists its product as uncharacterized. The transcript has 2 exons. NCBI's taxonomy places the organism in Eukaryota, Viridiplantae, Streptophyta, Magnoliopsida, Solanales, Solanaceae. Bases 1 to 390 code for a protein of 129 amino acids. The record is from RefSeq and is a predicted model, not a curated record.
AUGGAAAAGAUUGAGAAUGUUGGUAUACGGGUAAAGGAAUAUUUGGAUGAUGCUAGAAGGGAGAAAUGGGCUCGGCUAUAUUCACCUGUUAACAAAGGUUGGACGAUGACUUCGAAUAUAGAGGAAUGUAUUAAUGGAAAACUAGUAGCUGCAAGAGAGUUGCCUGUUUUUGAUUUCCUUGAAGAAGUUAGGAGGAUGUUUGGGAGAUGGAAUUGCACAAAUAGGAAAAAUGGUACAUACACAUUCUCAACACUUUCGAGACGGUACCAGGAAAUGCUCUCAAUGAACGAGUAUAAAUCGUUACGUAUGAGGGUUGAAGCAUUAACUGAAUAUGUUUAUACGGUGACAAUUAAAUGGAUGUCAAUGAUCUCGCAUGUGCUCUACGUGUAA